Messenger RNA from Suillus subalutaceus, 459 nucleotides. RefSeq lists its product as uncharacterized. Lineage: Eukaryota; Fungi; Basidiomycota; Agaricomycetes; Boletales; Suillaceae. The record is from RefSeq and is a predicted model, not a curated record. The transcript is spliced from 6 exons. Bases 1 to 459 code for a protein of 152 amino acids.
AUGAGCGAAGACCAUAGGCCGAAACAUCUUCCAGAGGCCUCCCCUGGAUCCAGAGAAGCAUCUGCUGGUGAGAGCUUGCCCCGUAGCGGAUUUCGUCAAGCCUUGCGGAAAUUUAAGAACAAUGUGACUAAAAAAGUUUCUAAACGUUUCAAGCGUUCCCGCCACCAAACCCCUACUGUCCAAAACAUCGAUCAUGGAGGUGCUUCAUCGAAUCAGAAUAUUGAGGAUGCGUCGCAUGUGCAUCGUUCCGAUAUCGAUGGUGACAAGCCAGCCACAUCUGAUAAUCUCAGUGGCUGUGUGAACCAAGGAGCGUCUGGAGAACCUGCCUUGAAGGUUCUCGACGCCCCCGGGCCUCCUGGCGUGGAAGAAAUUCCUGAUCCCCAAUUAGUUGAUGCUGAACUUCGGGGUGCCCGUGAAGGCAUGGAAAGUAUGAGACUACUCGGGGGACAUAAUUUUUGA